Enhydra lutris kenyoni (northern sea otter) is the source of this 1093-nucleotide messenger RNA. It is a transcript of the gene FAM180B, whose product is annotated as family with sequence similarity 180 member B. Lineage: Eukaryota; Metazoa; Chordata; Mammalia; Carnivora; Mustelidae. Bases 1 to 552 code for a protein of 183 amino acids. The transcript has 3 exons. The record is from RefSeq and is a predicted model, not a curated record.
AUGGCUGGGACCAUGCAAUUCCUGGCUUGGCUAAUAGUAGCCAUUUGCCUUCUCCCUGGGGUGACUACAACCCAGCACCAUCCAGGGCAGCCCAUGGACAGCGCCAGCGUGGGAGGUGGCCUGCAGGAGCCAGAGGCCCCGGAAGUGAUGUUUGAGCUACUCUGGGCUGGGCUGGAGCUGGAUGUCAUGGGGCAGCUGCACAUCCAGGAUGAGGAACUGGCAUCCACACGCCCAGGCCGCCGACUCAGGCUCCUCCUGCAGCACCACGUGCCCGGUGACUUGGAGGGUGCUAAGCAGCGGCUGCAGCAGUUCCAGGAUCUGCGGAAAGGGCCUCCUCUUAGCCCUUGGGACUUUGAACAUCUGCUUCUCACAGGCUUGUCCUGUGUCUACCGGCUCCACGAGGCUAGUGAGGCUGAGGAGAGGGGUCGCUGGGCCCAGGUCUUCGCCCUGCUAGCACAGGAAACACUCUGGGACCUGUGCAAGGGCUUCUGCCCCCAGGGGAAGCCCCCAUCUUUGGGGCCCUGGGCCUUGAUCCUUGACCUCUUUCCCUGACCCUCCCCUUUCAUCUACCAACCCACCACUGCCCCCCAACCCGUGGCCCAAGCCAGACCCAUCCUGGGCAGUGGCUUCCAUCUGGCACGUGGUCCUUCCCACUGUGUUCAGGUCUCUGGGCUUAGAUUGUACCCUGGAACCCAGUUUACCCCUUCCCCAUUUUCUUCCCUGAGCCCUGGGAGGCUAAAAACCUGGGUCUCAGGCAUCAGGCACAGAGCUAAAAGCAGGACUUGCAGGUGUGUGUUGGAGGUCAGGGUUGAGAAGUAUGUUCAAGAGAUGCUGAAAAGAAAGCUGCCCCAAGGAAGGCCAAGUCAGAUGCUCCAACUCCUACCCUGGCAGUCUGUGACAAGUCUUGCAGAAUCUAUGGGGACCUUGUGAAUGCGCACCACCCAGUCCUAACUUACAUACCCCUUUUAAAUCCCAACCAGUGCUCUGGAGUCCCUGUGCCCCAUGUUCCCCGUCUAGUCUAGAAUAGACUGGACAUUUUUAGUUUGGUCUGUUGGAGGAGUGGAGGUAAGCAGGUGGAAGCACGUUACCUUUC